AUGUCCUUUCUUCUACGAACCGCUACCGCGUUGCUCGCAUCUUGUGCAGCAGUCGUCUCCGCCGUGAACCCAAUCGAAGUCCGCUCUCAGAAUUUCGUCGAUGCGAGAACCAAUGAACGGCUCAUGAUCAUUGGUGUCGACUAUCAACCCGGUGGACAGGGCGGCUACAAGCCCCAGGAAGGACAAGAUGCACUCACCAACGGAACAGUCUGCCUGCGCGACGCUGCACUCAUGCAGCGGCUUGGUGUCAAUACCAUCCGGGUGUAUAACGUUGACCCCACACUCAGCCACGACGAAUGCGCAAGCAUCUUCAAUGCAGUCGGCAUAUACAUGAUUAUCGACGUCAACUCUCCGUUCGGCGGCGAGAGCCUCGAUCGCUCCAACCCGAGCGGAUCCUACACGCUGGGCUACCUUGAGAGGACGUUCCGCGUGGUGGAGAACUUCAAGAACUACCCGAACACUCUCGGCUUCUUCUCUGCGAAUGAGGUCAUGAACGACGUUGGAACUUCGUCAGACAACCCGCCAUACAUCAGGGCCAUCCAGCGCGACCUCAAGCGCUACAUCGCCGCGCACGCCGACCGCACCAUCCCCGUCGGCUACUCCGCGGCCGAUGUGCGCGAGAUCCUCGCCGAUCAAUGGAACUACUUCCAAUGCGCCAUCUCAGGCGAACGCGCCGACUCGCGCUCCGACUUCUUCGGCUUGAACUCCUACUCCUGGUGCGGCGGCGACGCGACCUUCCAGACCGCGGGCUACAACGUGCUGGUCGAGCUCUUCGGCAACACGACCGUCCCCGUCUUCUUCUCCGAAUACGGCUGCAACGAAGUCCAACCGCGCGUCUUCGAGGAAGUGCAAGCGCUGUACGGCCCCGAGAUGAGCGUCAUGAGCGGCGGGCUCGUGUACGAGUACAGCCAGGAGGAGUCCGACUACGGACUCGUGGUCGUCAACGCAGACGGCACGAUCCGCCUGCGCCAGGACUUUGGAAACCUGCAGGACCAGCUCAACAGGAUCAACAUUACGCUCGCGCAGGCGGCGAACAGCACCGCGACUGCCCUGACCCCGCCCGUCUGCGACGAGAGCCUCAUCACCUUCCCCCAGUUCAGCAAGAGCUUCGACAUCCCCGACGCACCCGAGGGGCUUGACGACGUCAUCAGCAACGGCGUCCGCGACGCGGUGCAGGGCAGCAUCGUCGACGUGACGGCCCGACGGGUCCCGAUGGCCGUCCUCGACGUCAAUGGCGCGAGCAUCGACGGCCUCGAGAUCGUGCCGGUGCCGCAGGGCGAGUCGAACACGCCGAGCGGGGAGAACACGGGCGGGGAUGCGUCUGGGACCGCGACGGAGGCCGCGCCCAGUGCGACUAGCUCGGCUGCGGCGGUGGAGAACGGCGUGAGGGCUGGGUUCUUGGGGGUUGCGCUGGGGCUUGCGGCGGCGGUCGUGGUAUGA
Messenger RNA from Coniosporium apollinis CBS 100218, 1440 nucleotides. RefSeq lists its product as uncharacterized. Gene Ontology annotation, molecular function: 1,3-beta-glucanosyltransferase activity. Gene Ontology annotation, biological process: fungal-type cell wall (1->3)-beta-D-glucan biosynthetic process. The record is from RefSeq and is a predicted model, not a curated record. Lineage: Eukaryota; Fungi; Ascomycota; Dothideomycetes. The transcript has 4 exons. Bases 1 to 1440 code for a protein of 479 amino acids. Gene Ontology annotation, cellular component: cytoplasm; fungal-type cell wall.